Caretta caretta (loggerhead turtle) is the source of this 960-nucleotide messenger RNA. Lineage: Eukaryota; Metazoa; Chordata; Testudines; Cheloniidae. The record is from RefSeq and is a predicted model, not a curated record.
GAAACACACAACAUGGCACACAACACGUCACACACACAACAUGUCACACAAGACACAACGGCACACAAGACACAUUGACACACAAACUCACAACACGACACACAAAAAGGCACGCAAGACAUGCUGACACACAAACUCACAAGACGACACUCAAGACAAAACACACAACAUGUCAUGUGAAUGGUGGGGUUGUCACUGGGCAGCAGGUGCAGAGUGGGGAACUCUUGCUCUUUCAGGAGCCGGUGACUUUCGAGGGGGUGGCUGUGUAUUUAACGGAGGAAGAGUGGGCUUUGCUGGACCCCGCUCAGAGAGCCGUCUACAGAGACGUCACGCAGGAGAACUAUGAGAAUGUCACCUCACUGGGGUUUCCAGUUUCCAAACCCGAUGUCAUCUCCCAGCUGAAACGAGGGGAAGAGCCGUGGGUCCCAGAUCUCUGGGGCUCAGAGGAAAGAGAGAUCCUGAGAGGCAGCCGCAUGGGUGAUGGGAUGGUGAGAGAGACCGUGGAACAGAAUCCUCAGCAGGAAGAUGAGCAAGCGGAACUGCAUGAGGCGUUAUUGCAAAGAUGCACAGGGAGUGUGACCAGGAGUUGUGAGCAGGGAAAAGGCUCUCAGGGGCAGCACAGGCCAGAAAAGCAGCAGGGAAACCAGCCAGUGCAGAAAGUUGGAAUAUCUGUUAACUAUCAGGGAACUCACAAAGGCCUCAAGGAAACCACGGCCCAGCAGAGAAUCCUGACGGGAGAGAGAGAUAAUACAGGCUUUGAGUGUGGGAAAAAGUUCAGGAGGCACUCACACCUUAUUCGCCAUCAGAGAAUCCACACCGGAUUAGGAUCCUAUGGAUGCUGUGAGUGCAGGAAAAAGUUCAGGAGGCGCUCACACCUUAUUACACAUCAGAGGAGCCACACAGGAGAGAAACCCUAUGAAUGCUGUGAGUGAGGGAAAACCUUCACUGAGCGCUCAACCC